Messenger RNA from Procambarus clarkii (red swamp crayfish), 2011 nucleotides. RefSeq names its product macrophage mannose receptor 1-like. Gene Ontology annotation, molecular function: signaling receptor activity. The record is from RefSeq and is a predicted model, not a curated record. Lineage: Eukaryota; Metazoa; Arthropoda; Malacostraca; Decapoda; Cambaridae.
AUUAAUUAAACGGAACCAUUGGAGCUGCAUACGCUUGCUGACUACCACCUCCAACUCAUUAAUCCUGUGACUAGCACUACAAACUGCACAGCGACAGUUUAUCUGGUGAUAAAUCAACGUUUUUGUGACUGUUUAAAGUUGUUCUGUGGCCCAACUGCUGCUCUGAACGUCUCGUUGUGUGGACCAACUGGGACCGCCGUCCCUAAGAUGUGGCGACUCGCUGCCCUCACCCUCAUGUGCACACACCUGCUGGCGAGCGGGUACGGGAAUGACCAGAGACCUGGGGUCCAGCUGGGUGCUGUCACCACCCCUGGCGGGUGCUCAAUGCCCUUCCUGCCUGUCGGCGACCAGUGCCUCUACUUCGCCACAUUCGCAGAGGUGACCUUCACAGAAGCUAGACAGAUGUGUCACUCGCUGGACGAGGAGCUGGCGGCCGUCCUCACAGCCACCCGCCUGAAGAACAUCAUCGACUACAUUAAUGACAACGGUCUGGGCGCAAAAAACUUCUGGUUGGACGGGUCUGACCAAGAAACGGAGGGAGACUGGCGGACGUCCUCCGGUCUGGCAGUUCCCAUGGGAACGCCCUUCUGGAUGGCGAGGCUGUCAGGCCAGCAGCCGGAUAAUUAUAAUCGUUCUCAACACUGCUUAGUGAUGAACAAGAAAUUGUUGUUCAACUUUGACGAUAUACAAUGCAACACCCAAUGGUUUCCGCUGUGUGAACAAAAACAACUUGUUCAAACAACACCAGUGACGCCCGAGGAGCUGAACUGCCCGCCCUUCUUCGUCAGUGUGAACGGCCUGUGUCUGGCGUUCAUGACGUGGGCGGAGGAGACGUGGGCGGACGCCCGUCAGGCUUGUCACGGAUUGUCCGGGGAGCUGGCCGCCAUCACUGACAUCGAGCAGCUCAGAGCUAUAUAUCUCUACCUCCACAAGGAAGGGAUCGCUGGUCACUCCUUCUGGCUGGGUGGCUCCGACGCGGCGAAGGAGGGCGUGUGGACGUGGACGGACGGAAAGCCCGUCACUAUGGGGUCGCCGUUCUGGGGAUCAGUGACAAAUAACGUGGUGGAGCCAGACGGUGGUACAACCGAGAACUGUAUCCUGCUGGACGCUCAGGGUUACCACUACUUCCGUGACGCCUCCUGUAGUCUGCUGGUGAACCCACUGUGUAUGGCUCCCCAGUAGUCUGCUGGUGAACCCACUGUGUACAGCUUCCCAGUAGUCUGCUGGUGACCCCAUUGUGUGCAGCGCCCCCCUUUAGUCUGCUGGUGACCCCAAUGUGUAUGACUACCCUGUAGUCUGCUGGUGAACCCACUGUGUGCGGCGUCCCCCUUUAGUCUGCUGGUGACCCCACUGUGUGCGGCGUCCCCCUUUAGUCUGCUGGUGACCCCACUGUGUAUGACUACCCUGUAGUCUGCUGGUGAACCCACUGUGUGCGGCGUCCCCCUUUAGUCUGCUGAUGACCCCACUGUGUAUGACUACCCUGUAGUCUGCUGGUGAACCCACUGUGUAUGGUUCCUGCUAGUCUGCUGGUGACCCCACUGUGUAUGACUACCCUGUAGUCUGCUGGUGAACCCACUGUGCAUGGUUCCUGCUAGUCUGCUGGUGACCCCACUGUGUAUGGCUACCCAGUAGUCUGCUGGUGACCCCACUGUGUACAGCUUUCCAGUAGUCUGCUGGUGACCCCACUGUGUAUGGCUCCCCAGUAGUCUGCUGGUGACCCCACUGUGUACAGCUUCCCAGUAGUCUGCUGGUGACCCCACUGUGUAUGGCUCCCCAGUAGUCUGCUGGUGACCCCACUGUGUACAGCUUCCCAGUAGUCUGCUGGUGAACCCACUAUGUAUGGCUCCCCAGUAGUCUGCUGGUGAACCCACUGUGUACAGCUUCCCAGUAGUCUGCUGGUGACCCACUGUGCAUGGUUCCUGCUGUUACGAACCCGGAUCCAGCGUCCGAGCACGGAGCAGUGACGACCGCGCCAUCUGUGGGUCAGCUCCCGAGACCCCCACCAAAUGGA